AUGGGUGACUCUGCCAUUCACGCUGUUGCUGGCGCCGUCGGCGGCGCCAUCUCCAUGACGCUCACUUACCCACUCGUCAACCUCUCCACUCGCGCGGCCGUGGCAACCAAGCACGAGGACAUUAGCCUCAAGGAUGCGAUCGUCCAGACCGUCAAGAAGGAGGGUCUUUCGGGCCUCUACUCUGGUCUCGAGAGCUCACUGUUCGGCAUCGCCAUCACCAACGGCAUCUACUACCUCUUCUAUGAAGAGACGCGCUCGCAGCUCAUCAAGCGCCGCACGGUCAACACUGGCGAGGGUCUGACGACCCGGGAGGGUAUCAUUGCCGGAUUGAUUGCUGGCUCAAUCACCACCACGCUCACCAACCCCAUUUGGACGUUGCAGGCGUACCAGUCGACCAAGGUGACGACCAAUGCCGACGGCAAGGUCGUCAAACCUACGAUGGGUUCGGCCGCCCGCGACAUUAUCAAGCAAAGCGGCAUCAAGGGCCUGUGGCGUGGCCUUGGGCCGGCGCUGAUCCUCGUCAUCAACCCGGUGAUCCAGUACACGACGUUUGAGCGCAUGGCGACCCUGCUGCUCAACUACCGCGCCAAGAAGUCUGGCUCGGCCACCGUCGGUACCCGCUCGGCCCUGUCCGACUGGGACCUGUUUAUGCUUGGCGCCAUCUCCAAGCUCAUCGCGACGGGCAUCACCUACCCCUACCUCGUGGUCAAGAGCCGCCUCCAGGUCGCCAGCCACAAGUACAAGAGCUCGGUGACGGCCGUCCUUGAGAUCCUUAAGACUGAGGGCCUCCGCGGCGUCUACGCCGGCCUCGGUCCCAAGCUCCUCCAGAGCGCGCUCACCGCCGCGUUUAUGUUCGUGGCGCAGCGUCGCCUGUACGAGGUUGUCAAGAACCUCAUUGUCCAGAUCCAGGCCCGCAAGGCCGUCCGGGCUUAG
Messenger RNA from Cutaneotrichosporon cavernicola, 933 nucleotides. RefSeq lists its product as uncharacterized. Bases 1 to 933 code for a protein of 310 amino acids. NCBI's taxonomy places the organism in Eukaryota, Fungi, Basidiomycota, Tremellomycetes, Trichosporonales, Trichosporonaceae. Gene Ontology annotation, biological process: transport. Gene Ontology annotation, molecular function: NAD transmembrane transporter activity; coenzyme A transmembrane transporter activity; FAD transmembrane transporter activity. The transcript is spliced from 3 exons. The record is from RefSeq and is a predicted model, not a curated record. Gene Ontology annotation, cellular component: peroxisomal membrane.